UAAUGUAUUUAAAUGAAGCAACUUUGCUGAAUAACAUCAGGAUACGUUAUCAGAAAGAUCAAAUUUAUACAUAUGUUGCAAAUAUUUUAAUAGCAGUAAAUCCGUACUUUGAAAUAAAGAAUUUAUAUUCAAGAUCGAAAAUCGAACAGUAUCAAGGAAAAUCUCUCGGUGUUCUUCCACCACACGUUUUUGCAAUAGCCGACAAAGCCUUUCGAGACAUGAAAUGCUGCAAACAGAGUCAAUCGAUUAUCGUCAGUGGAGAAUCGGGAGCCGGAAAGACUGAAUCAACCAAAUAUAUCUUAAGAUAUCUUUGCGAAUCUUGGGGAAGUCACGCUGGUCCGAUAGAACAACGGAUAUUGGAUGCUAAUCCAGUACUUGAAGCAUUUGGUAACGCGAAAACCAUGAGAAACAAUAACAGUAGUCGAUUUGGAAAAUUUAUCGAAAUCCAUUUUAAUGGAAAGUUUUCUGUUGUUGGAGGUCACAUAAGUCAUUAUUUAUUGGAAAAAUCGCGCAUAUGUGGACAGAGUAAAGGGGAAAGAAACUAUCAUAUAUUUUAUCAAUUAUGUGCUGGUGCUCCCGAUUCUAUUAAACAACAAUUAAAGCUUUCGAAUCCCGAUUCUUUCGAAUAUUUGAAUAAGGGAUGCACUCAGUAUUUUUGUUCAAAAGAAUCGAAUAAAUUAAUUAAUGCCAGCUUUAAGUCAAAGGAACAUCAAAAAAAGGGGCCACUUAAAGAUCCAAUGUUAGAUGAUUAUCAUGAUUUUCAAAAUAUGGAUAAAGCAUUAAAUCAUAUGGGUGUAAAUGAUGAUGAACGUCUUUCAAUAUAUAAGAUCGUUGCAGCUGUCUUACACAUUGGAAAUUUAUGUUUCGAUGAUAAUUCAGAUGACUCUAAAGGUGGUUGUUCCAUGUCUGACGAUUCAGAACAGUCUUUAAAUAUAGCUGCUUCACUCAUGGGGGUUGAUCCAGUCGAUCUCCGUCAGAGUCUCCUUAGUCGUGUCAUGCAGACGAGUAAAGGCGGUGCUAAAGGAACCAUUUAUAUGGUUCCUUUAAAGGUCCACGAGGCACAGAAUGCACGUGAUGCUUUAGCCAAAGCCAUGUAUUCUCGUUUGUUCGAUUACAUUGUGCAUCGCAUAAAUCGAAGUAUACCUUUCAGUUCAUCAUCCUAUUAUAUUGGUGUGCUCGAUAUUGCAGGAUUUGAAUAUUUUCAAAUAAAUAGUUUUGAGCAAUUUUGUAUCAACUAUUGUAACGAGAAACUACAACAAUUUUUCAAUGAGCGUAUUUUAAAAGACGAGCAAGCCUUAUAUGAAAAAGAAGGGUUAAGUGUAAGGAAAAUCAAUUAUGUUGAUAAUCAAGAUUGUAUUGAGCUUCUUGAAAACAAAGGAAAUGGAAUUUUUGACUUAUUAGAUGAAGAGAGCAAAUUACCAAAGCCUAGUCAUAAUCACUUUACUUCUACUGUACAUAACAAUUAUAGUCGUCACUUUAGGUUAGCAGUUCCUCGAAAGUCUAAACUGAGAGAUCACAGGGAAAUUCGCGACGAUGAGGGAUUUUUAAUUCGUCAUUUUGCUGGUGCAGUUUGUUACAAGACUGCAAAGUUUAUCGAAAAGAAUAACGAUGCACUUCACGCAUCCUUAGAAAGUUUAAUGCUGGAAUCAAAAAAUUUGUUCUUGAAAAGCCUGUUUACGGCAGAUUCGAACUCUCAAAGUCUAAAAGGAAAGCUCUCAUUUAUUAGUGUCGGUAGUAAAUUCAGGACUCAGUUACAAGAUUUGAUGACUAAAUUGUCACUCACUGGAACUCAUUUUGUUCGAUGCAUCAAGCCAAAUUUUAGGAUGGUGGACCAUCUGUUUGAAGGAAGCCAAAUAUUAAACCAACUUCGCUGUGCUGGGAUGACUUCUGUAUUAGAAUUAAUGCAGCAAGGGUAUCCGUCAAGAACGCAGUUUUCAGAGUUAUACAAUAUGUACAAAAAGUAUCUUCCGGCCGAAUUGGCGAGAUUGGAUUCCAGACUGUUUUGUAGGGCACUGUUCAAAGCUCUAGGAUUGAAUGAAGAAGACUUUUGCUUUGGCUUAACCAAAGUGUUUUUCCGUCCUGGAAAGUUUGCAGAAUUCGAUCAGAUUAUGAAGUCUGAUCCCGAAAAUCUUUCAAUGCUCGUCAACAGGGUGAAGAAAUGGUUAUUGGCAUCGAGAUGGAAGAAAGCGCAGUGGUGUGCCUUAUCUGCUAUAAAAUUAAAAAAUAAAAUAUUAUAUAGAAGAGCGAAUCUUAUAAUUAUUCAAAAAACUGUAAAAAUGCAUCUUGCCAAAAGGAAAUAUCGUCCAAGGUUUCUGGCAAUUAUGAAGAUUAAAGCAUUACGGGAACAGUUAAAAAAUAUGUCAACCAUCAUUAAUCAGCUGAAAAAGGAUAAGCAACAAUCCGAAGCACAAGUUCGCAAUUUAGAAUUUCAAAUGAAUGAUCUUAUAAAUACGAUCAAGACGACGAAUAUUUCACCUUCAAAAAUAGAAGAAAACUACAACCUUCUAACUAGGUCUAUGAAUGAGCAACUGGCAACUUUGAAGAAACAGCUGGAGCAACAGAAAAUAGCAGAAGAACAGAAACGUUUGCGUUUAAUACAGGAAGAAAUAGAAAAAGAACGUAUAAGAAAAGAAGAAGAAACAAGAAAGAAGAAAGAAGAGGAAGAACUCAGACAGAAAAAAAUUGAAAUGGAAACGACGAGAAAAUUGGAAGAGGAACGUGCCAUACGAUAUGAAAAGGAACAAGAAAAAUUACAGGCUGCAAUGGAAAGUGAGAAACUUAAAGAAGAAGCGGCAGAAAUUAAAAGACAGCAGCAGCUAGAACAAGAAUUAAGAGAUCACGAAUUGGCAUUACGUCUCGCCCAAGACAUGAAUGGAGCGGUUGAAGAGGUCUGCACGCCUCCAUCUUUGCCACGGUCUACGUUCGUUCAAAGGCAGAAACAACAACAAGCUAAUCAGAAAUUCGAUCUUUCUAAGUGGAAGUAUUCGGAACUUCGAGAUGCCAUCAACACAUCUUGUGAUUUAGAAUUAUUGGAAGCUUGUAGAGAAGAAUUUCAUAGACGACUUAAAAAUUAUCACGCUUGGAAAAGUAAAAAUAAUAAGAAGCGAAAUGCUUUAGAAGAGAGAGCACCUUUGUCAAUUACUAAACCUAGUGCUCCUCCAUUACCUCCCAGAUCGUCAUCUCUACCCGAAAGUAAGCAGCGAUAUUUUCGUAUACCAUUUGUUAGACCCGGAAUUCCCGGAGACAAAGGUUGGUGGUACGCUCACUUUGAUGGUCAGUGGAUUGCUCGCCAGAUGGAAUUACAUCCCAACAAAGCACCGAUUUUGCUAGUGGCAGGCAAAGAUGACAUGCAGAUGUGUGAAUUAAGCUUGGAAGAGACUGGCCUUGCUCGCAAACGCGGAGCAGAGAUACUCGAAAAAGAAUUCGAUUCCGAGUGGCAACGUCAUGGAGGAAUGGAAUAUGUCAAAACACCCAACAGGAAAAGAUAACUAAUGAAAUUAGUUUGACAUUCCUCGAAAUAUGCUUUAAUGGUUUUAAUAGUCACAAUUAGAUUUACACAGAACUUUCAUGAUUGGUUAAAAUGCUUUGUAAAAAAAAACAAAAAAAGUGUAUUGUGCGAUUUUAGUCACUGCCACUUGUUGCAAAAUAUUAAUUAUUUCAAUUAUUAAUUUCAAAUGCAUAUAAACUUAUCUAUGAAAGACUUGCAUACAGUAUACCAUGCAUUUUUAUAUGGGAACAACAUACUUGAGUUUUUGUCACUGUAACAAGACUAUUUUCUUUUUUUUAUUUUUCUGUUUCAUUGUACUAUUUUUCUAUAAUUUUUUUGCAUUUUAUUUUCAUAAUUUAUCCCUACUUUUGAUAAAUCAUUCCAGUUUGUGGUUAUUUGCUCCGCUCGACACUCCAUGGCAGCUUUUUAUCCUCAUCUGAAUACAAUAGUUACUUCUAUAAAGUAAUGGUUUACUUUUAAUUUAAUAACAAUUCACCAAAAUUAUUUGAUAACUUAAGAAAACAUUUGUUAUGGAUAUAAUUUACACAUUUAUUACAAAGUUAAUUUAUAAACUUUUAUUACAAAAUUAAUUUUUAUACAUCUGAAGUUGUGUUUGAGGCAGCUAUCAUUCAGAUGGAUUGAAUAUUGCAUCCGCAAGCAGAAUCUCUGAAUGUUCUCAAACUUCACAUUCAUCUUGCGAAUUACCUAACUAUUUUCAAAUGAAUUCAAUUGCAAUUAACGUAAAUAUCUCGUAAAAAGUUUGCAUUUUAUACAAUGUCAAAUAAUUAUACUAUUUGACUUGAUUUUUCUUUUCUUUGCUAUUAAUAUUGAAAAAGCUUGAUUGAAUCUGAUCGUUCAUAUUAUGUAGAAAAUGCUGUGGCUACAGGAAUUAGAAUUUGUCAUACAGAUACACAUUUUUCUUGUUUAUGUUCAUUUAGCAUGUUUAUACAAUGGCAAUUUUUCGGUUUUUUAGAGUUUUUGCUCCAUUUCAUAACAUCAUUCGUGAAUAUAUUUGGUUCUGUUAAUUUUAUGAAUGGUCGUACAAAUUUAUGUCUGUAUUUUUUCAAUUUUAUUUUAUAUUUUUACUUACAUUCCUUACUUAGUAGAAAGAAUCUUAUUCGUUCAUAAACGAGAAAAUUAAUUGCCAACAGAAAGACAAAACAACAUAAUGUAUAUAGAAAUAAGUUCCUUAUAUAAUAUGUAACUUUAAGUGUUUUAUUAUAGGUGACAAAAUAUUUAAAUGUGUUUUAAAAUAAUUUACUUAUUCUUUUAUUAAUAUUACAAGAGUUAUUGUAUCGUAAAUUAUUAUUAUUCUAAUUUAAUUAGACAAUUUGUCACAUGUAGUUGAAUUGUUUUCUGGAAAACGACUCCUAUUCAAAUCACAAUAUACAGAAGAAAUGAGAUUUGAAUUUCAAUCUGGCAAAACAGAUUUGGCAAAUUUUGUUGCCAGAUUGGUUAAAUAUAUAUUUUUUUUAUCCAUUCUGUUUUCAUUUCUUUAGUUUGAAUUUGAAAUUUUUGAAUUGCAUAAUUAUCUUGGUAUAGAUAAGACCUGCAAUUUGAUUUAAAAAAUAAGCAAAUGUAUAACUAUGUCCACACGAAUGUCACAAUAAGGUUAUAUUUAUAUUUUAAUAAACAAGCAUAGGGACAAAAAUGGUAAAAAUUACUUUCUAGGGAUGACUUUUUGAAUGAACUAUUGCGAAUAAAAUUACCCUCACCUCGUAUCAUGUCAUCAAUAGUAAGGAAUAUUGUAAUAGAGAAGCCCAAGAAAGUAACACAAUACAAAAGUUUUAGAAUUUUGAGGCUUUAAAGCAGUUUUGGGGGACACAAAUAUAAUGAUUUGUUCUUAGUCCUUUGUCAAAGUUCAAUUAAUGUAUAAAUAGAUUGCAAAAGUUAUUUUAUUGGAUUUAUUGCGAUGGACAAUGGGAGUCAUCCACAAUGUGAUUGAAGAUAAUUACAGUAUUACUUCCCAUAUUAAUUAAUUUAGUUUUAUUAUAAUUUUUUUUAUUUGGAAUUAAUUAUCAUCGGUUAAACCCGAUGUAAAUACAUUAGAAAAUUUUAAUUCAAAAGAAAUAAUUUAAAGACUUUCAAGUUUCUGGUGUCAAAUUCACACAAAAGUAUUUGAUGAUUUUAAGAAAAUGCAUUUAAUGGAUCAAUUUUUGGGUUUUUAUCAAUUAAUUUCUUAUUUUAAAUUUUCUUUCUUCAUCAAUUUGAAGAUUUGUAACUUUAUAAUUUGAUUCUUUGCACAUAUUGAGUCAUAUUUACUUCUUAUUGAUUGCAUGAUGCCGUUUCUAUAUAUUUCUAGCAAUACUGUCAUUAUGAAAGAUCCUCAAAUAUAAAUCUAAGUCAAGUUACUUUUCUCGGAGCAAAAACUUUAAUUCUGUGGACCAAAUGCCCAUCGUUAAGAGAUGAUUCAGUAUCUUCUCUCAAUCUUUAUUUUGCUCCUUGACUUUUGAAAAGUGCUUGAUUGUUCUGCAGUGUGUGUUUUGCUCUGACAAAAAUAGUCCAAUUUAGAUUUAAAUUUACAGUUUUUACGCGUUUCCUCUUUUCAUAAACCAAUUUUUAUGGCUAACUAAACAUAAAUAAAGGAAAUUUUAUGGGGUAGAUAACAAAUUUAGAUUCAAACAAAUAUUUUUUUAUGGAUUAUUUUUAAUAUCAAAUCAAAAUUUUGUAUUGAUUAGUAGUGUCAAAUUAAUCAGUCUUCCGGUAUCUGUGAUUGUAAAUAAGUGGAAAGACUUUUGUUCCUACAAGUGAUUUUUUUUUUCAUAAAAUAAUUUCAUGGGAAUUGCAAUUUUAGCUUUUCACUAUUAAAAGAAACAAAUUAAAAUGCCGUCAAUCAUAAAAGCUAAUUACUUUAUUAUUAAGUAGUCACUCAACAUAUACAUUUUGGUGAAUGUUCCUAUGGAUAAUUAGAAUUUAACUGUAAAAAAAAAACUUUGUUUAAAAUUUAAUAAUGGAUCAAAAACAAGAAUUGUUGUUUAGUGACGUGUCAAAAUCUUCCAUUAUUGGUUUCGGAUAGGUAAACUUUUGAUUUUUCUGUCUUUAAUUUUAGAAGCGCUGCAACUUAUCUCAUAUUUGGACAUUUAACUUACUGCAAUUUACACAAGUUUAAUUACCAUAACUUGUACUUUUCUAUGGUGACAUUUUACUCUGUCAUGUACCCAUCGUUUCAUUCGAUUCUACACUAAAAAUUAUUGCGUUUUAUAGUUUAUAUUAAUAAGACUUGGUUAAAAUAAUAGACCCAAAGAUAGAUAAUCAAACAUAAUUGAAUCGAUGAGCUUCCAUUCGGGUUAAAAGAUAGAAAUUACAGUUUAAUGUGGGACCAACUUAAAAAUUCGUAUCUACAAGACGUUUUGUCUUCCAUUUUGUUAAUUAGCUCUCUAUACUUUAUUUUUCUACCAUUUUCCUUUGUUCCUAAACACUUUUGAUUAUAAAAUGCAAUUUUGUAUUUGUUUGCAUAAACAGUUAACAAAUAAUGGCAAAACAGUUACUGAAAUAGUAACGUAAAUCAUGAAUUGCUACACAUUUUUCUGCAUAACGACGAGACAAAAGUCAUUUAACAUAUGAUAAAUGUAUUAUUUAGCAUUCUACUUUAUGCAUUUGUUUGUUUAUAGCAUAAAAAAUGUGCAUUUUUAUAGAAUUAUUAGAUUUAUUUUGUGUGUAUGCACGGCAAUAUUUGUAUCCAUUUUUUUUUUUCUGUGUUUUUAUGAAUAUUUUGUUAAGUCAAAUGACAAGCGGCAAUUCGAAUUGUUUUGAUGUAUGCAUCGUUCCUGAAAUUUACUAGCUUAGAUGAUAAUAUAUUAAUUUGUGUAAGGAAUCUUCUCUUCUAAUUAUGUUCCUGUGACAUACAGAUUAGCCAAUGUCAUUUCUUUUCCGGAGCUGUGGCCUAUUCCGGUCGCGGCAUCUUUCUGUACUUCCGUCGCAAAUGCUCCUUCUUUUGCUUUUGUUGGAACUAAUUUCGUCAAAAGAAUUCGUUGAUUUAUUUGGACAAGAAGUCCAAACUCGUCUAAUUUGUGUGCUUAGUUUUAAGGACCGGUGGCAGUACUAUCAAAAAACCUACACCGGUCUGUUUAGUUUGCAAGCAAGCGAAUCGA
Centruroides sculpturatus (bark scorpion) is the source of this 7578-nucleotide messenger RNA. It is a transcript of the gene jar, whose product is annotated as unconventional myosin-VI-like. Lineage: Eukaryota; Metazoa; Arthropoda; Arachnida; Scorpiones; Buthidae. Gene Ontology annotation, molecular function: ATP binding; microfilament motor activity; actin filament binding. Gene Ontology annotation, cellular component: myosin complex; actin cytoskeleton; cytoplasm. The record is from RefSeq and is a predicted model, not a curated record. Gene Ontology annotation, biological process: endocytosis; vesicle transport along actin filament; actin filament organization. The coding region runs from base 3 to 3488 and encodes 1161 amino acids. The transcript is spliced from 24 exons.